Messenger RNA from Megalops cyprinoides (Indo-Pacific tarpon), 3694 nucleotides. It is a transcript of the gene slc12a5a, whose product is annotated as solute carrier family 12 member 5a. The transcript has 26 exons. Lineage: Eukaryota; Metazoa; Chordata; Actinopteri; Elopiformes; Megalopidae. Gene Ontology annotation, molecular function: potassium:chloride symporter activity. Gene Ontology annotation, biological process: chemical synaptic transmission; cell volume homeostasis; potassium ion import across plasma membrane. The record is from RefSeq and is a predicted model, not a curated record. Bases 206 to 3658 code for a protein of 1150 amino acids. Gene Ontology annotation, cellular component: membrane.
GACAGUGCUAAGAGGACAAAGAGGAGAGACAUUUCAUGUGACAGACAAGGCAUUUCGUCUUUCUGCACACUUUGAGUCCACUGUGUAACCGAUACACUGGUCCAGCAGCUAUCUGCAUCUGUAACCUCGGUGAAUUCCUGCACCGAGUCACGCCGAGGCAGAAGGCGCGUCGGUCUCCUCACCGCUGUCUGGUAACGUCUCUACCAUGAGCCAGAGGUUUACGGUCACCGCUUUCUCAAAAGAUGAAGACAACUGUCGUCUGUCAGGCAGGAAAGGAGAGAUAAACCAGCUGUUUGAGGGCGAUGAAGCCACUCCGGGGUCCUCAGACAAAGGAGGCGCUGCCCAGGAGCAGGAAGUGGAUAAAGGUGAUGGUAACCCCAAGGAGAGUAGUCCUUUCAUCAACAGCAGUGAUGUUGAGAAAAGCCAGCAGUACGACGGCAAGAAUAUGGCCCUCUUCGAGGAGGAAAUGGACACCAGCCCCAUGGUCUCCUCCUUGCUCAGCAGCCUGGCCAACUACUCCAACCUCCCGCAGGGCAGCAAGGAGCACGAGGAGGCCGAGAACAACGAGGAGGCACGCAAGAAGCCCGUCAAGGCUCCACGAAUGGGCACCCUGAUGGGCGUCUACCUGCCCUGCCUGCAGAACAUCUUCGGGGUGAUCCUCUUCCUGCGAAUGACCUGGGUGGUGGGCAUCGGCGGGGUGAUGGGCUCCUUCAUCAUCGUCUUCAUGUGCUGUUCCACCACCAUGCUGACUGCAAUUUCCAUGAGUGCCAUCGCCACCAAUGGAGUUGUGCCAGCUGGGGGCUCCUACUACAUGAUCUCACGUUCCCUCGGGCCUGAAUUUGGGGGUGCUGUCGGCAUCUGCUUCUACCUGGGGACCACUUUCGCCGGAGCCAUGUAUAUCCUGGGGUGCAUCGAGAUCCUGCUGAUCUACAUUGUUCCCCAGGCGGCCAUCUUUAAGCUGGAGGGUCUGGAGGGGCCGGAGGCGGAGGCGGCGCUGCUCAACAACAUGCGCGUGUACGGCACCUGCGUGCUCACGCUCAUGGCCAUCGUGGUGUUCGUCGGCGUCAAGUACGUCAACAAGCUGGCCCUCCUCUUCCUCGCCUGCGUCAUAUGCUCCAUCCUGGCCGUCUACGCCGGCGUCAUCAAGACCUCCUUCGACCCCCCCGACUUCCCGGUCUGCAUACUCGGGAACCGCACCCUGGUCUGGAAGGGUUUUGACGUGUGCGCCAAGGUGAUCGAGAAGGACAAUGGCACCGUCACCACCAAGCUGUGGAGGCUGUUCUGCGACUCUGAGUUCCUCAACGCCACCUGUGACGAGUACUUCGUCAACAACAAUGUGACGGCGAUCCAGGGCAUUCCGGGCAUUACCAGUGGUAUCCUGGCAGAGAACAUUUUUGGCAAUUACAUGGAGAAGGGGAUGAUCGUUGAGAAACGGGGGGCCCCGUCAGUGAUGGACCCCGACGCUCCUGUCACCAACAGCAACCGAUACGUCCUCGCCGACAUCACCAGCUUCUUCACGCUGCUGGUCGGCAUCUACUUCCCCUCUGUCACAGGUAUCAUGGCUGGCUCCAACCGCUCUGGAGAUCUGCGGGAUGCUCAGAAGUCCAUCCCUAUCGGCACCAUCAUGGCCAUCACCACCACCUCACUAGUCUACAUGUCUAGUGUGAUUAUGUUUGGCGCCUGCAUUGAGGGGGUGGUGCUGAGGGACAAGUUUGGUGAAGCAGUCAAUGGCAAUCUGGUUAUUGGCACGCUGGCCUGGCCCUCCCCUUGGGUGAUUGUGAUUGGCUCCUUCUUCUCCACCUGCGGGGCGGGGCUGCAGAGUUUGACGGGAGCACCGCGCCUCCUACAGGCCAUCUCCCGCGAUGGCAUCGUGCCCUUCCUCAGGGUGUUUGGCCAUGGCAAGGCCAACGGAGAGCCCACCUGGGCUCUGCUCCUCACCGCCUGCAUCUGCGAGAGCGGGAUCCUCAUCGCCUCCCUGGACGCCGUCGCUCCCAUCCUCUCCAUGUUCUUUCUGAUGUGCUACAUGUUUGUUAAUCUCGCCUGUGCCUUGCAAACCCUGCUGCGCACCCCCAACUGGAGGCCGCGCUUCAAGUUCUACCAUUGGGCCCUGUCUUUCCUGGGCAUGAGUUUGUGUCUCUCUCUCAUGUUUAUCUGCUCAUGGUACUACGCCAUCGUCGCCAUGGUGAUCGCUGGCUGCAUCUACAAGUACAUCGAGUUCCGUGGGGCGGAGAAGGAGUGGGGAGACGGGAUCCGAGGCGUGUCACUCAGCGCAGCGCGAUUCGCCCUCAUGAGGCUGGAGGAGGGGCCCCCACACACCAAGAACUGGAGGCCUCAGCUGCUGGUGCUGGUCAGUGUAGAUGCGGAGCAGAAUGUGGAACAGCCCCGCCUGCUGUCCUUAACCAACCAGCUGAAGGCGGGCAAGGGCCUGACCAUUGUGGGCACUGCCCUGGAGGGCACCUUCCUGGACAAUCACCCGCAGUCCCAGCGUGCAGAGCAGUCCCUACGGAAGCUAAUGGAGACGGAGAAGGUGAAGGGCUUCUGCCAGGUGGUCAUCUCCUCCAACCUGCGGGACGCCACGUCUCACCUGCUCCAGGCCGGAGGGCUCGGGGGCCUGCAGCACAACACGGUGCUGGUGAGUUGGCCGCGCAACUGGAAGCAGCCGGAGGAGCACCAAACCUGGAGGAACUUCAUCGAGCUCGUGAGGGAGACCACCGCGGCCCACCUGGCCCUCCUGGUGCCCAAGAACAUCUCGGCCUUCCCAUCCAACGGAGAGCGCUUCACCGAGGGACACAUUGAUGUCUGGUGGAUCGUCCACGACGGAGGCAUGCUGAUGCUGUUGCCCUUCCUGCUGCGCCAGCACAAGGUGUGGAGGAAGUGCAAGAUGCGCAUCUUCACUGUGGCCCAGAUGGAUGACAACAGCAUUCAGAUGAAAAAGGACCUGACAACCUUCCUCUAUCACCUGCGCAUCGACGCCGAAGUGGAGGUGGUGGAGAUGCAUGACAGUGACAUCUCAGCCUACACCUAUGAGAAGACCCUAGUGAUGGAGCAGCGGUCACAGAUCCUAAAACAGAUUAAUCUCAGCAAGAACGAACGUGAGCGAGAGAUCCAAUGCAUCACUGACGUGUCCCGCGGUUCGAUCCGCCGCAAAAACCCGGCUGCCGUGGGCACUCAGCUGAGCGUGACUGAGGAGCAGCCCGGGGGCAGUGAGGAGGAGAAGCCUGAGGAGGAGGUGCAGCUGAUACAUGACAAGAAUGCCACCCCCACCACCCCCGCCAGCCCCCAGUCCCCCGCAGAGGGCGCUGAGACCCCCGGAGAGAAAGUGCAGAUGACCUGGUCCGACAAAUUCGACGGGGACAAGGGGAAGCCCCCAGGCGCCACCUCGCCGGAGGGCAUCAAGGACAUCUUCAACAUGAAGCCGGAAUGGGAGAACCUGAACCAGUCCAACGUGAGGCGUAUGCACACUGCCCUGAGACUGAAUGGCGUCAUUGUCAAUAAAUCCCAGGAGGCCAAGCUGGUUCUCCUAAACAUGCCUGGGCCACCCAAGAACAGGGCAGGUGAUGAGAACUACAUGGAGUUCCUUGAGGUCCUGACCGAAGGUCUCAACCGCGUCCUCCUCGUGCGUGGUGGAGGGCGUGAGGUCAUCACCAUCUACUCCUGAGGGGCCCAUCCGUCACCCCCAUUCCGACCCCUCACC